This is a messenger RNA of Dermacentor andersoni, 1233 nucleotides long. Lineage: Eukaryota; Metazoa; Arthropoda; Arachnida; Ixodida; Ixodidae. The record is from RefSeq and is a predicted model, not a curated record.
AUGGUUGCGUCGCGAGAGGGAAAGUAGCGAUCGGAUUAGUGAUUAGCGUUACCCUCUCUCAAAAUCUCGUGACAAACUACUCCAGCCAGUGACGAGCCGCGCCGCGGCCGUUGUUUGAGGUGCACGGAUGAAAUCGAAAAGUCAGUCUGCAGAGUGCCGCGGCCGUUGUUUGAAGUACUCGGAUGAAUUUGAAAAAUCAGUCUGCAGAGUGGCCUAACGAUCUCCCAGGGCGAGCACGAGUCGAGGGAAUCAGCCUUUCGGUCGAUAACCGAACGAAUUACGGGAAUACGACGAAGUUACGAUCGCCUAAGUGGCGAACAAAGAACUUCGGCAGUUACCGCUCGUGAGCAGCUGUUGCGUGUGCUUAUGUGCUGCGUUGCUCGUCUAGCCGUCGAAGACCGAAGACGUGCGAAAUGACUCAAGAGCCAACGGAGCCUGUUUGUGUAUCCGCUUGCAGAUUCGUUUGUUUCGUGGUGGUGAUCAGGCGGCCCGCUUCGGAUUCGACGUCGGAGUGCAGCAACCCUUCUGCGAAGGAGCUCCCGGUGCCAAUCGCUGUGCGGCGUUACGAGCAGCCAGUGACGUCUGCGGCACGCCAAGGCUGUCGGUGUGGCUCGGCGAGUAUAUACCCGUUCCGGCCGGUGUGCUUGGGGCAGCGGUGCUCUUGCUACGCGGCCGGCGUCAGCUGCAAGACGUGUCGCUGCAAACUAUGCUAUAACCGAAUCGACAAGGUCAACCGGCUCUAUAGCGAGGUUCUGCAUACGGACGGCGGCAACGAUGCCGUCAAGACGGGGGCCGAUGGCGAGCUGUCCUCCGAGCCACGGACACACGUGGUGAACAUCGUACGGGUGGACGAGUGACGCAACCCGACUUUAUUCCUGGGCCAUCUGUGUAUCGUCGCGUUUCUGUUUCAUCGUCUCUUCCCUGAAGCCACCAGUGAUGUGGGUUUACCUGUCCAAGAACUAUGUAGCGAAGGGCCGGAGGCCCUUCAGGUAGGCGACCGCGAUGCUCUCGAGGCGGGAGCCGACGGCAAGCUUCCCUCCAAGCCACGGACACACUCUCAACAAAGUUUACGAGGUCACGAGCAAAGCUUACGCUCUAUUUCUCUUUAACUAAUUACGGAUUCUUUCUUCAGCUAACCACCAUUGUAACAUACACAUAGGAGUGCAAGUCCAUCCUCCUCUCAGAGUUCUUGCACCGGCUUUGUUGACGGUGAAUAAAUGCAGUUUAUUCUUU